UAAAUUUUGGAAAUUUUUUAAAUUACUGCAGAAACCAAACAUUAGAAAUCUACAAUAAUGUACAUCACUUCAGGCAUCAUGUAUCAGCGAUUUUCGUCACAGAUUGUCAGGAAGUGUCGUUUAUUGCCGGUGCUUUGUUACUCUACCACUUCCUUGGACAGGAAAGCGUCUGUUUCACUGGUUCAAGGAGCCUCAAGAGGAAUCGGCCUUGAAUUCGUAAGACAACUUCUGGAAAGGGAUAAGAAAGGGCAAGUACUUGCUACUUGUCGCGAUCCUGAUCAAUCUACGGGACUGCAGGAGUUGAAAAAUCAAUAUUCUGGUCGAUUUGACGUUCUGAAGCUCGACGUGACAGUUGAAAGUACCAUUGAGGCAGCUGCGACUUUUGUGAGAGAAACAUAUGGCUAUCUAAAUCUUCUUGUCAAUACAUCCGGAAUUCUUUCUAUACCCAAUUUGCUUCUUCCAGAGACAACAUUGGCUAAAGUACAGAAGUCUUCCUUGCUUCUUUCUUAUGAGGUUAAUGCUGUGGGUCCUCUUCUAAUGAUCAAGCACAUGUGGCCCCUUCUAAAGGCAGGAGGAGGAACAGGGACUAAGAGGGACGUUGCUGUUGUGGCAAGUUUGAGUGCCAGAGUGGGAUCUAUUGGCGAUAAUAACCUUGGGGGAUGGCAUUCAUAUCGAGCAUCAAAGGCAGCAUUAAAUCAGUUGACGAAAACAGUUUCCGUGGAAUUGGCUCGUAAGAAGGAUCCAAUUAUAUGUCUUUUGUUACAUCCUGGCACAGUUGACACAGAUUUAUCUCAACCUUUUCAGAGAAAUAUCCCUAAAGACAAGUUGUUCACCAAAGAAUUUUCUGUAAACAAGCUUUUGGACAUUAUUGAUGGUUCUAAGAUUCAUGACAACGGGAAAUUUUUUGCGUGGGAUGGUCAAGAAAUUCCUUGGUAAUGUCUAAUAUGGUCUUGGGUUUUGUUGCCAUCUUAUCACUUGAUCAAUAUCCAAGUGAUUUGUUCGCCAAUGUAUUAUCCGUUCCGAAUGUGGUACUUUAGUGGUUUCAAAAUUAUUAAAUUGUUGUAUGAUUGAUGUUAAAAUUUCUUUUGGGGUUCCUUUUGAAGUUGGAAACUUCUUGCUCAACAACAUUAGCUCAGGUCAUCUCGUACAUAUCACAAUGGUCGUGCAAUAAUAGUUUGGAGUUUUGAUUUA
Molecule: messenger RNA, 1191 nt
Organism: Beta vulgaris subsp. vulgaris (sugar beet)
Lineage: Eukaryota; Viridiplantae; Streptophyta; Magnoliopsida; Caryophyllales; Amaranthaceae
Exons: 6
Coding region: 58-936 (292 amino acids)
Source: RefSeq, a predicted model, not a curated record